This is a messenger RNA of Protobothrops mucrosquamatus (brown spotted pit viper), 1131 nucleotides long. RefSeq names its product actin, clone 302-like. Gene Ontology annotation, cellular component: membrane; cytoplasm; NuA4 histone acetyltransferase complex. Bases 7 to 1131 code for a protein of 374 amino acids. Gene Ontology annotation, biological process: axonogenesis; cell motility. Gene Ontology annotation, molecular function: nucleosomal DNA binding; protein kinase binding. The transcript has a single exon. Lineage: Eukaryota; Metazoa; Chordata; Lepidosauria; Squamata; Viperidae. The record is from RefSeq and is a predicted model, not a curated record.
CUACCAAUGGCCAACCAAGAGAUUACAGCCCUUGUGGUGGACAACAGCACUAGGAACUGCAGAGCAGGGUUUGCAGGAGAGGACCUGCCCCGAACAGUACUUCGUCCCGUCAUAGGGAGGCCCAAGCAGCAGAGUGCAGUGGAAGACGCCACCGGAAAGGCCUAUUAUGUGGGAAGCGAUGCUCAGAGCAGGAGAGACAUCCUGACCUUGAAGUACCCCAUUGAAAAUGGCUUUAUUACCAACUGGGAUGACAUGGAGAAAAUCUGGCACCACGUUUUCCACAACGAGUUGCGGGUGGCUCCAGAGGACCGUCCAGUCUUGCUGUCCGAGCGUCCCGUGAACAUUAGAAGCCACCGGGAGAAAAUGACCCAGAUUAUGUUUGAGAGCUUCAAUACAUCCGCCUUCUACCUGCCCAUCCAAGCCGUUCUCUCUCUCUAUGCUUCCGGCCGCACCACUGGAGUAGUUCUGGAUAUCAAGAACGACCGGACGGAUCCUGUCCCCGUCUACGAAGGCCACGCGGUCCACCGAGCUCUCCACCGCGCAGACCUGUGCGGCGAAGACCUGACCGACUUCCUCCUGCGGAUGCUGAAGGACAGAGGCUACCACAUCCAACCAGAAGCGAGGGAGACGGUGGAGGACAUCAAGGAGAAGUUUUGCUACGUGGCCCUGGAUUUUGAGAAAGAAAUGGCCGCCGGUACGCCCGCCUCUCUGGAGAAGCAGUAUGAGCUACCCGACGGGCAAGUGAUCACCAUCGGCAAUGAGCGUUUCAGGUGCCCCGAAGGCCUCUUCCAAGCCGAACACGUGGGUAAAAUAUGUUGUCCUAUCCACGAGAAUGUCUUUAAUGCCGUCAUGAAGUGUGACCAGGACCUCCGCGGCACAAUGUUUAAAAAUGUCGUGCUGGCAGGUGGCACCUCCAUGUUCCCUGGCUUUGCUGAAAGGUUGCAGCCGGAGGUGGUGGCACUGGCUGCCCGAAAUACAGAGGUCAAGAUCUUUGCCCCCUCAAAUCGCACCUGCUCAGCAUGGGUUGGGGGAUCCCUCUUAGCUUCUCUUUCUCACUUUCAGCAUAUGUGCAUCAGCAAACAGGAGUAUGAGGAAUUUGGCCCAGCUAUUGUACACCGAAAGUGCUUUUGA